Helianthus annuus (common sunflower) is the source of this 453-nucleotide messenger RNA. RefSeq lists its product as uncharacterized. The record is from RefSeq and is a predicted model, not a curated record. The coding region runs from base 1 to 453 and encodes 150 amino acids. Lineage: Eukaryota; Viridiplantae; Streptophyta; Magnoliopsida; Asterales; Asteraceae. The transcript has a single exon.
AUGAAGUCCAAAAAGAACCAAGAUCUCACUCUUUACUAUGAGUAUCACAAGGACUUGGGCCACACAACCAACAACUGCAUCAGUCUCCGAUUGGAGAUUGAGCGAGCCCUGAAAGAAGGGAAGCUGCAACACUUGUUGACAGUCGCGCAAAAGCAAACCAAGCGCAUCACCCCCCACGACGAGGGCACCUCCACAGGAAAAAAGACCAUGAAUGUGGCCACAACCCACAUGAUCAAUGGAGGCCGUGGAAAGUCGCGCAAGGCAGCAAUAAGACCGGACAAUGAGUGGAAAGACGAACAAGUCGUUUUCCCCAAUGUCCGAGGCAGACCGCGCGACAGGCGCACCGUCGUAAUCACCGGCUACCUAGCUCAUUACUGCACGGAGCGGUUGUUCAUCGACCCGGGCAGUACCUCUGACAUUAUAUAUGAGCAAUGCUUCAACCAGUUCGAUUAA